UUUGUUAUCAUCAACUCUUUUAAAUGAUUUUCAACAGAAUUCAUCAAAUAAUCAUUUAAUGGAUACAUAUAAGUCAUGUUGUCAUCUACUAGAUUUAUCUUGAAUGCCAACUAUUGACGAUACUCAUCUCAUACAAAACGAAAACGUUUAAUUACGAAGCCAACAGCAAGCAGUCAACAGAGUAAAACAGAAAUUGCCGUAGAAGACUAGACGAGUAGUUGAAGAAGAGUUUUUUAUUCGUAGUUGCAACUGUUGUCAAUUAACAUCAACAUGUGCCAUGGAGGCUUGUUUGGGUUUAGGCCGAAGUCAACGCAAUCUAAACAAGCAGCAACAGAAAGAUUUGAAAUUGCAACAACAACAGCAGCAACAGCAUACGCAAUUGCAACAGCAGAAACAGGCAACACAACAGACCAUUGUGACCAAUCAAAAUUACUAUACAACACAACAGCAACCACAAAAUCAACGUCAUCUAGUAGCACGUGGACAAACCACAAAUGUUGCGGCGACGGCUUUGAAACUACAGCAACAACAACAGUUACAGCAGCAGCAGUUACAACAACAGCAGCAACAACAACAACAUAUAAUACAGCAUUUGGCAUACAACGAGGACAACAACAGCCAUUUGUUGAGACAUCAAGAGCAGAAUUUGCUAAAACAAAAUGUGGCACACAAUACAGCCACUACAUGUACGACAACACCUAAAUACAGAAAUACAGGAGCAGCAGCAACAACAACAACUAAUAUGCAACAAUCAUCACCAGCUUCAAAUGAAAGUGUUGGUGGUGGUGGAGUUGGCACACAACAACAUCAGCAAUCAUUUCAAAAGAGUACGGUAACUGUAGAAGUCACCACCACUUUGCCCUCCACCAUAAGUCCCACAAACACUGCCUCAAUUAGCACUAAUUCGAAUGUCAAAAGUUUUCGCAAGAUUAACAGACAUCAACAGCAACAACACCAGCUCCAGCAACAGCACCAACAACAACAGCAGCAUCAGCUACAGCAACACUAUCAGCUGCAACACCAUCAACAACAAAUGGAAGCUGAUUUAGAUGCCAUUGAGGUGUGUGCAGACCAGGAGCCAGUGGCCUCCUUUAAAGGUGGAGGCCUGUUGAGACAAACUAAAACUUUGGGACGUUUAAAUCAUCAGCAUCAACAUCAUCACAGCAUAGAGGAUCAUCAUGGUCAAUGGUCCAAUAUGCCACAAACAACUUCCCUGCAACUGUUGCAGUUGCAGCAGCAGCAACAACAUGACUAUUCAUAUGCCUACUAUGAACCGGGAGCGGCCAUGAGACACACCAAUAUUCCCCACACUGAACUAAUGGCGGGGGAAGAAGAUCUAACGCCUGCUCCUCCCAAUUCCAUGAGAGCUUUAUUAUCCAAGGGCAAGAAGAACAAACUGUUGGUGUCACCCGCCACCCGGCAAUCUUAUCAAACCCGAUUAACUCAACAACAAGGUCAUGGGGCAGGAGCAGGAGCUACCGCUCACCAAGCCACAGCCAACUGCAGCAAUAUUUCCACACCGGAAAACUUUUACGAAGAAAUAUCAGCUUCCUCUACAUCAUCGUCUUCGAAUUCAAUGACCAGUCAUCAUCAGCUAAGAGCCACCUCGCAUUCGGCCGGCUCCCUGACCCAGACAUUGGUGGAAGAAGAACUGAGAAGAGUACAAAAUAGACAUCAUAAGAUUUUAGGCGAACUCAACUUGUCCGUCGAAGCCAUGCUAAUGCCAGAUAGUCCACCCAACAGUAGUCCCACUGCCAAAGAACCAACGGUGCCCACGGUGAGUGUUACGCCCGCCUCGGGUCAACCUCUAAGAUUGACAUCUUCCUCGGCCGAUAACAUAUGUGAUACGGCGCUGUCCGGAGGACCAGCUGAUGAGUUCAUCUCUCCCAUACCCAAUUCGGCAACGGUAAGUGCUGGUCUUUUGCAAUCCUCUUGUCUAGCGGCUGAUUUAGAUAGUGGUUUUAGUGGUUCCAGUGGUGCUAGUUACAUCGGCUCUUUGCGUCUGCAUAAAACAAAUGCCCUUAUGAGUUCUCGAUCCACCAACCAAGCAACAGCAGCAGCAGCAGCGACAUCUACUGCGGCCGCCUCGGCCGCACACAAGACUCAACAAAGUGCCUUUGCUUAUGCCACACAAAGUUGCCGUUCAUUUCAAAGAGCCAACGCAGCGGCAACAGCCAAUGCCAAUGCAGCUACGGGCAACUCAAAUGCAACAACGUCCUCAUCAUCAGCAUCAUCUUCAUCGUGUACCAUCAAACAUUUACCUCAAAUUCAUCAAAACACUAAACACAAUAUGCAACAGCAACCACAACAACUACAACAACAGCACAGUCAUCUACACCAUCAUCACCACCAUCAUCACAAUGCUGGCCUAACAACUUGCUCUUCCCUGUCCACCUCCAACCAAGAUGAUUCACAAAAUUCAUCGGGGUUUUUUACACGUGCCUCGUGUGGUCGUCGUAUUUUAAAUUGUGCCAAAAUAAGAGCCGCCGAAGAUCCCGGUCCCAUGGUGUUGAAUGCACAGCCCAUCGAGUCAAAGGCACGUAGUUUUUGGAAUCGCAAAGGUUGGCGUAAAUUGCCUGGCUUCUCAACAUCCACCUCAAGCAUAAAUGAUACGGGUUUAUCAACAGAUGAAUCGAAAUUAAAUUCCGGUUCUUGGGAAGAUCCUCUACCCUCUACGACGACACACCACACCAAUAAUAAUACCAAUCAAAAUCUAGCGAUAGCCAGCGCCCAAAGCGCUAAAAACGGCAACAUAACGACAACUACAGCACAAUUGCACAAUCUCACAAAUCUAAGACGUCCUGACACAUUAGCCACAGCACGUCACAAUCUCCAGCCCUUGAUUAUACAACCGGUAACAAAUCUACAGCAUCAGCAGCAGCAUCACCACCAACAACAGCAACAUCACCACCAGCAGCAACAGCAACAACAAUACAAUCAACAUUCAGCGUUUACAGGCAGUGUCAUAGGCCGCUGUAACGAGGCGGCACUACAACAACACCAACAGCAACCUCUACUACAGGGGGCUGCUGUAACCGGCAGCACAAUAGCUGGCGGUAGUUUUAACGCCAACGGCGGAUCGACUGCCGUUGGUGGCGCCACUGACGGUUCGGCGGCAUCGCCCAAUAACGUAGCGGUCGAACAUUUAACGGACUCCGCACAAAUUGAUUUUCAAACAAAAUCACCUUUGCCACCUAACAGCUCUUCAGAAGACGAAGAGUUGGCCAACGAGGAGGAAUUAAACGGCAGCGUGACGUCAUCUUUAAGUGCCACAAAUCAACGCAAUUCACAAUUGCGUUCCACAUUCAAUCGCGCCAAACAGCACUUGUCCUUUGACAAAUGGCGUUCGUCGAAUGCCAACAACUCAACUGCUGAUACCAGCAGCAAUUCAAGUACGAGCAGUAGUGGUGGAGGUGGUGGAGGUAGUGGUACCUUAACUCGACGAGCCAGUACAACUUGUGCCACCACAAUGCCCACAGCCCAUCAGCCGCCGCGAGAAGACAUCACAACACCAGGAGAAACGCCUGGUGGUAGAUUAUCGCGUUGGUUUUCCAUACGACGCGGUUCAUCACAUCAAUACGAUGUGGGCGGUCGUGAUGGCAGGCAAUCGAACUCAUCCAGCAUAGAUUUGCCAGAUGCUGUGUGUGAUUCCACACAGGCAUCGCCACAGAAAUUAACAAAUUCAGCGAAUUCAUCAAAAUCUGCCUGUAAAAUGCCUGGGGUACCAGAAAAUGAAGAUGAUGAUAUUUCAUCAUUAACCGCAUCGACUUCUAGAUUCGAUUUGGAUUUAAUGAUACCACCUGGCAGUCGUGCCAACGGCACCGCCCGUUCGGCUCACAAUCGUUUGGUACAACCCAUGUUACCACCAGCGCCACCUGGUCUUUCACAGCAACAACUCAAACGUCGCCAUAUUGUGGCUGCCAUUGUUCACAGUGAAAACUCUUAUGUGGCCACUCUACAACGUCUAGUCAAUGAUUACAAAAAACCUCUUGAAGAUAGUAGUCCACCAGUGUUGAGUGCCACCAAAAUAAGUACACUCUUCCAUCGCCUGCCAGAAAUUCUCCAAUCGCAUCAAUUGUUUCGCAUCGCCUUGGCUGAGUGUGUACGCAAUUGGGAUCGUGAUGAGAAAUUGGGUGAUUGUUUUGUGAGCGCCUUCAGUAAGCCACGUAUUUUGGAAAUCUAUUCAGGUUUCAUCAAUAACUUCUCAGCUGCCAUGGAAUUAGCGAAAAUGGAGGAAAAACGCAAAUCUGCAUUGGCGGAUUUCUUCAAAGUUAAACAAAUAAGUGCUCAUGAUCGUUUAAGUUUCUUUGGCUUAAUGGUUAAGCCCGUACAACGUUUCCCCCAGUUCAUACUCUUUCUGCAAGACUUACUCAAGUAUACACCCCAGGGCCAUCAUGAUCGCAUGUCGUUGCAGUUGGCGUUGACGCAACUGGAACUGUUGGCUGAGAUGCUGAACGAACGCAAACGUGAGGCUGAACAGUAUCAAGGUUUCAAAGAGAUGCUGGGACACAUAAGUGGCACAUUCAAUACACGUUCUCUAACCACAACCGAGGGCAAUCGGCCACGUUAUUUAUUGCGUGAGGAUAAUGUCACACAUAUGGAAUUUAAUCAGGCUGGUUUUAUAGUCAAAUCAAAGCAACGUCGUUUGCUGUUGUUGAACGAUAAGGUUAUCUGUGUGUCGGUGGCACCGAAGCAGUCACAUGAUUUUGGCGCCACCGAAAAGUUGACCUUCAAAUGGAUGUAUCCGGUGACAGAUGUGGAAAUUGUGGAUAAUAGUACUUCCGCUACCUUAUCGAGAAUAUUAACUGCUGGUCUCAAUCGCGGCGGAAGUCUUAAAUCGAAUUCGAGUUCAUGCAACAACUACUCCACCAACACUCUACCUGCCAACACAUCCUCGCCUUCGGCUGCAGCCUAUCAAAAUGCCGCCUUUGACAAUUCACCCGCUGCUCUACUUACCAAUGGUGCUGACAAUCUCUGCAACGAAAUGAGUACACUCAUGUACGAUUACGAAGUUGUUUCGCGUAUUAACGAUCUGGUCGGUUCUCUCAAGGGCACCUACAAGGAACUCAACACGAAUAUCACCCGUAAUCUUAUGAAUUCCAUACAAAGUUCUAUACAGAGGAAAAACGAAGAGAUGGCAUGGGUGGAUUCGUGUUGUUUACAAUUGGUGGCCAAGAAUAAGAAUGGCAAGGAGGAGACGUUUACAUUCCAGACAGCAAAUCCCAAUGUUAAAAAGGAAUGGAUAACGGAAUUGCGUUUGGCACAACUGGCAUUGGAUAUAAAUAAUUCACCGGCUUGGGAGACAACAUCGGCGGAGCCGUGUGCCACAAGUACGCCGGCGUAUGAGCAGCAACAAAUGCAGCUGGUGCAGAGGCAAUCAAAUAAGAUGCCACUGUUUGUCAAAGCGAUGCCAGUUUUUAGGUCACAGCAUCAAACGGAGGUUCGCUGUGGAUGUUACUAUACCAUCGCUAACGAUUCGAAAAUCAGUGGCAAUGCCCGACGCCGCCAUAAACAACAGAAUUAUCUGUGGGUCUGUACCACAAAUGGCUCCUCCUCCCAGCUAACCGUAUACUCACAGCAUCAUCAACAGGCUGGCAAUCUACGUGAUGUGGGCACCUUUGAAUUGACCGAAACCCAAGUGACGGCCAUCGAAUUUGUCAAGGGCCUGGACAAUUGCAAGACACGCGAAGAAUACAAUUCCUUAUUGGGCGAUCUCAUUUGGAUGGGUACGGAUGCCAAAAAGUUGUUGAUUUAUUCUGCUAAAAAUCCAGAACAAGAAGAACAAUUACAUUGCUGCAGUGUGCCGGGCAUAGUGACGAGAAUACUGUAUCAUUUUGAUACGAUUUAUGUGGCCCUAACGAAUGCCACCAUCUUGAUAUACCGUCGUGCCUAUGAUGGUGUUUGGAUGUUAAAAGAUCCUCAGGUGGUGCAGUUGGGCGAGAGUGGCUUACCGGUACCCAGUAUUUUACCCAUUAACAUGAAUAUCUAUGCUGCCUGUGCCAAUCGCGUUUACGUUUUGAAUGCUUUAAAUGGUGAGAUACAACGCAGUUUUGAGGUGCAUCAUGGUUCGAAUCAACAAGUGAAUUUGAUGGCUCAUUCUGGUAUUGGCUUGUGGAUUUCCUUAAAGAACUCCACCAUGUUGUGUUUGUAUCAUACGGAAACUUUCAAGCACUUGCAAGAUAUUAAUAUAGCAUCUAGUGUUUUGAGAAGCGAUGGCAAAAAGGAACAGGCUGUAAAUAAUAGUGCCAUUUAUGUGACGGCUUUGAUGGCCUGCAAAGGUUUGUUGUGGGUGGGUACCAAUGUGGGCAUAGCGGUGACAAUACCACUGCCCCGUUUAGAGGGUGUUCCCAUUAUAAGCGGCGGCAUUAGCAUGUCCUGUCAUGCUCAUUUUGGUCCCAUAACUUUCCUGUUGCCUUUGGUGCCUAAAGUGUAUCCCAGCUAUAAACCCAGCGCUUCAGCCAACUCACAAACUUUACCACCGGCUUUGAAUAUAGCUGUGGAACCAGUGGUUCCUAGUAUGGGUGAUGAUUUACAAUUGCCAGCCAUAGAUGCCGAUCCCAAAAAGCUAACAGAAGCUGAUUUAGAUGAAAGUGCUGUGGUGUUGAGAAGAGAUUUGCCAAAAGAUGAUUCCGGUUCUGGUUCAGCUUCACCCUCGGCUUUCAUGUUAAGAGAACUGAGUGCAGAUGGUGCUGAUUCUAAUGCCUCAUCACCACGUUGCUCCAAAUUGGAUAAACAAAACUCGUUGGAUCAAUCUUUCUCAGCCAAAAUUAGAGCCUCUUUGGCCAACUCACCGGCCUUCCAUCGUAAACGUUUCAGAGAUUUGUCCUCUGAAUCGGCUAGAAUGUCUAAGACCUUACCUAGAGGCUUAGGAUCAGCUGGCUACUUCCAAUCGGGUCUUAACUCCAACACCAGUACCCUAUCCCAUGGAGAACAUGGCUAUUGUGAUGUCUAUGGUUUGUAUGGCAAAUUGAUCUUUGUUAAAGAAGACUAUGAUGCCGAAGAGGGUACCCAGGGUAAUCUCAUGGAUAUGAUGUAUGAGGGCAUGCGCAGAUCUGAUCCAGAAUUAGCUGCCAUACCCGGACGUGUCACUACUUUGGACAGACGUUUGAGAAUGAAGGCUUCCAGACCACGUUCUUUAGAUCUUUCCAAUUGGUCGGUGGAUUCAAAAUCCUCUAGUUUGUAUACUUCCUCGGGCAGUGAAGAGAGCAUGGGAAUACGCUUCUUUGGCGGUCGUUCUGUUUCACGCAACAGCUCAAGUGCCAGCCAUAAAACCUCAGGAAAUGGCAGUGAUUUGGGUAAUAUCUCAGAAAAUGGUCUAAUGACGGAAUUACAUCACAAUCAUAGCACCCCUAAAUCGGAUGAUGGUUUCAAAUUAAUGCAACAACAUAAACAAGCGGGAGCAGCCGGAGCUAACAACUCUUCUACGCCACCACCUGCAGCUGCCACAGCUACACUCAAACGUAAACAAAAGCAAAACGCCAAACAACAGCAACAACAACAAGCCGAUGGACCACGCACUAUUAUCACCCUAACCGGCGGUCGGGGCUACUGGCGUCAUGUCUGGUACAACAACACCAACUCUCCCGGCCACAAGUCAUCCUCCUCAUCAUCGUCUCUCAGUUCAGGUGCAUCCUCACCGCUCAUUGCCAAUUCAAAUGAUGCUCACAUUGUGAUUUGGGAGAAAAAGUUAUAAUCUCGGGAGUAUGUGUGGCACUGUAAGGCCACACCGCCACCUCUAGCCAACUUACAUCCCUCAACGUCCAUGUAUUUACAGCCACCCUCAUCCGCACUCUCUACACCCGAACGACGUAGUCGUGUACGCUUUCGA
Calliphora vicina (urban bluebottle blowfly) is the source of this 7828-nucleotide messenger RNA. RefSeq lists its product as uncharacterized. NCBI's taxonomy places the organism in Eukaryota, Metazoa, Arthropoda, Insecta, Diptera, Calliphoridae. The transcript has 9 exons. Gene Ontology annotation, biological process: positive regulation of stress fiber assembly; actin cytoskeleton organization. Bases 278 to 7693 code for a protein of 2471 amino acids. Gene Ontology annotation, molecular function: guanyl-nucleotide exchange factor activity; protein binding. The record is from RefSeq and is a predicted model, not a curated record.